AUGACCGAACGUUCUAUCCAUUGUACAUUUCAUCAUGUUUCACCUGACCUUGUUCGAAUCAUCUCUUCGUCCCUAUCGAUCCAAUCAUUAUCAAAAAGUAAAGAUAAUCAAUAUACUUACACAUGUUCAUUGUCAUCUGCUCGUCACAUUCGUUCGAUUCUUGCUGAUUCCCUCGGUGAAUAUCCUCAAAUUUGGUUUUCGAUCGAUCAUACCAAUCGAUCAACAUCGAAUCUUUUCAAAACUUCUCAAUCUGUCGAUCAGCUCUAUUUUGGUUCUUUGCUUUCAACCGAAAAGUUUCUCAUCCACUCCACUCCUCUCGAUCGCCGAACUCCAUGGACGAUUCGAAUUGAUCCCAAACAAACACUUGUCCUUCAAUCUUCUGAUGAACAACUAUCGAUUCCUAUGAAAUUCCUUCAAAAAGAUGUUCUCGUUAUUGACAGCGAAGACUUUUCCGAAAUGAUUUUCAGUUACAAUUCCAUCUCCAUCGAUCGUCCAGCCAAACUCUAUGGUAAUCAUCCAUUGAUUCGAUCGUUAAAUCAAUGCAGUGAUUUCUUAAUUUGCUUAUCACCGAAAUCCCAGGUUGACGCAUUUCUCGAUAAUCUUCAACUAAACUAUCACUUUCGAAUCUUUUAUACGACCCUUACCGUUCAGGUGAACAUUUCUCAAUGGUCCAUGCAUUAUUUCGAUGAUUACCGAACCGAUUACUCUCGUUAUGCUCUCUCAAUGUUACAUUCAUUAGGAUACGUUUUCGAUGAUAAAUAUUUAAAUAGUAAAACUCUGCAAAACCAAAUGAAACAACUCGCUGAAAAGGAUGAACAACAGUUCUAUCAAAUCGCUUUGAAAGUCUAUUAUGAAUUGAAGAAAUGUCAUUGGUUAGACUUAACAAAACUAUUUCAACAGACUUCGGUGAAGAUCUCUUCCAAUGACGACAAAGCUCUCUAUGUAUCUGUCGUUCAUCUUACUCCGACACGUUUAUUGAUCAUGCCGAAAGAGAAAAGCAAAGGUCAUCGUAUCAUACGUCAUCCGCACUUUCAAGGUAUCGAUGAAUUCUGUCUUGUUUAUAUCAAACCUGAUCCUCCGAAUAUCUACUUGAAUGAUAAUUAUCAACUGAUUGAAUAUUUUCAAGAUUUAUUUGAACAAGGUAUCGAUUUAAAUGGAGUCAAAUAUCAUUUAUUCGGUUCGUCGAAUUCGCAAUUGAAAGAACAUUCAUUUUGGUUUAUCAAAGCAUCGUCAUUGGAUGAAAUCCAUCGAAAACGACAAGUUCUUGGACAGUUAGACCAAAUCAGAAACUUAGGCACAUAUGUUGCUCGUUUAGGUUUAUGGUUUAGUAAAACCGAUCCGACCAAUAUUCAACUUACGUAUUGUUCGAAUGAAAGUGAAUUUCAUCGUCGAAUUCGACAACGGGAGGUUUGUGUGAUGAUGAUUGAGGAUAUCGAAAGGAAUAAUUAUUGUUUUACUGAUGGAUGCGGUUUGGUUUCGAAAGGUUUAGCUAAAUUAAUAUCAGAAAGACAGGAGAAAUUAGAUUGUGUUCCGUCGGCUUAUCAAAUUCGAAUGGCAGGAUGCAAAGGAUUGAUUAUUAUCGAUCCACAAUCGACCUACGAACAGUUUCACAUCAAAAUCCGACCAUCAAUGAAGAAAUUCGAAUGUGAUCAUUGGUUUUUAGAUAUUUGUGGGCAUAGUCGAGCAACACCGAGUAGAUUGAACAAUCAGUUUAUCUGGUUAUUAUCAGAUCUUGGUGUACCGGAUAAAACAUUUUUUCAAUUACAACAGCGUUGGUUCAGUAAAAAACCAUCAUCUUCGAACUAUUCUGAUGAUCUAUUGAAAAACAAAAUUCCACUGCCGGUUAAUGAGUGUCGAUAUAUUUAUGGUUGUGCGUUGGAGUCACAAUUACAAGAAGGACAGUGUUUUCUUCGGUAUGAAGUUUUGAAUAACUAUGGAAAAUCAUUUACGAAUAGGAAAUUUGAAUGCGUCCGAGGAAGAAUUAUCGUCACGAAAAAUCCCUGUCCAUAUGCCGGUGAUAUGUUAGAACUAUGGGCUGUUGAUCUACCGGAGUUAUAUCAUUUGAAUGAUGUUAUUGUGUUUUCUGUUCGUGGAGAACGACCGGAUUUCAAUAAAAUUGCUGGAUCAGAUCUUGAUGGUGAUGGCUACUUUGUUUAUUGGGGAGAAGAAUUACGUCUCAACCAUCAAGUCUCUCCAUUGGAUUACACACCUGAUGAGAAACAAUAUCAAUCAAGUCCGAUUUGUCCAAACGAUGUUAUUCGAUACUGUUUAUCGACAUUGAACGCGACGAAUUCAGGCGAAAUUUACAAUUUACAUGCAGUGAUUGUUGAUAAGAAUUAUGAAAAUUGUGCGCGACGAACAUGUCAACCUUUGGCGAUUGAAUUAGCUCGAAUGUUUUCAUCUUCUGUUGAUUCGGGCAAAACGGGUUAUGUUGUUGAUAAAAAACGUAUUCAACAACUUCGAGCAACUUAUGCAAAGAAGUAUCCCGAUUUCUUAGGCAAAGAUAAGAAAAGAUCCUAUGAAUCAACGUCAAUUGUUGGCAAACUUUAUCAAAAUGCAUUGAAAUACAUCAAUGGAAAAACGAAUGAAUUAGAAAAUAUUUUUGCUCAAUUGAAUCUUAAUAAGACUCAAGAUGAGGUGAAGAUCACAACUGAUCAACCAGCUCGAACAUCAUCGAAAACGUCAGCUCACCUACAUCCCGGUUCACCAUUAUCUCCCAUACAGAAUUUUGACUUAACUACUAACGAUGAUUCUAAUCUGUCAAUCAAUGAAAUUCCUCCUCAAUUCAUUCUAAUUGAUGGUAUGGCAUCCUCUUCAUCUCCUAUUCGAUUGUCAUCUUCACCUAAACCAUUCUAUGUUGAACAUGGUGAUCUCGUUCGUUUUCGUAUUGAACUUCCAUUGUUUUCAUCUUCACCUUCCUUAUCGUCACUGUUUAUCAAUCAACUCUCAUCUCUUCAACCAACCAUCAAUCCUAAUCAGUUCUCGACAUUUGUCAUCUCGUUUGGAUAUAUUUAUCUAUUGAAAUAUCCUGAACAACGAUUUGCAUCAUCAGAUUAUCCGAAAACAUUAGAUUGUUUAUUAAAUCAACAUUUUUUACCUUCAUUAUCGACUACAUUCUUACCUUCGACGAUUCUCGAACGAAUCGAAAUCACCGAAGACAAUUCUCAUUGUUUACAACAAGUUUUCUACAAACCAAAUCAUCGAAUUAAACGUGAAUUCAUCGAAUUGAUAUCGGAUAGUCUCUACUUGAUUUUUCCUUGGUUUAAAAUGAAAUUCAUCGAACAUCAACGUGAGAUUAUCUUGAUUUGCUUCAAUCUCGACUCGCAACAAGAAAUCUUUGUACAUUUCGAUAAGAGUGGCCGAAUUAAAUCAAUUGAAAUUUUACCGAAAUUAUUCUUCAAAUGUUUUCAUCAACAAACUUCAUCCCAUCGUCUUGAUAUUCUCUAUGAAUUUCGCUCCUAUUCAACAAUUCCUCCUCAAAAUUAUUCCUCAAUAUUCAAACAUCAAACGCUACUCGAUCCAACUCAACCAUUAACACUUCCUUUCGAGAAAGGCAUCAUUCCAAUUAUCUCCUAUAGUCGAAUCAACAAUAGUUUCCAAUCGGAUAAUAUCCAAGUGCAUAUCCAACGGAUUUACUCCCCAAUUCAUUAUAAAAAUGAUGAUUUUUAUAAACUGAGAUGUGUGUUGGGGUAUCUCGAACAAGAACAACAACGAUCUAUUGAAUUGCGUGUCGAAAUGAGCCGAAAAGAAGAUUUCAAUCGAGAUAAAUUACGAUAUAUAAUGUCCUUAGCUGUCGAACUUAGUCAAAUGUUAGAAUGA
This is a messenger RNA of Adineta ricciae, 3819 nucleotides long. The record is from the annotation of a GenBank genome assembly. NCBI's taxonomy places the organism in Eukaryota, Metazoa, Rotifera, Eurotatoria, Adinetida, Adinetidae.